Molecule: messenger RNA, 6981 nt
Organism: Raphanus sativus (radish)
Lineage: Eukaryota; Viridiplantae; Streptophyta; Magnoliopsida; Brassicales; Brassicaceae
Product: helicase and polymerase-containing protein TEBICHI
Exons: 26
Coding region: 157-6534 (2125 amino acids)
Biological process (GO): DNA-templated DNA replication; double-strand break repair
Molecular function (GO): DNA binding; ATP binding; DNA-directed DNA polymerase activity
Source: RefSeq, a predicted model, not a curated record
AGUUUGAAUAUAAUAGAGAGAGAGACUCUGUCUCUGUGUAUAGAAGGGAGGAAAUCAAAAUUCAAACGCUACGGAUUCUCCUCACUCCUUCGGCGCUGAAAUCGCCGUCUAGGGUUUUCUUCUCCGGCGGUUACUCUUCUUCCUCCGCCGCCCCCCAUGGAUUCAGAUUCCUCUAGGUCGCGGAUUGACCAGUUUUAUGUUUCGAAGAAGAGGAAACACCCGUCACCAAAUGUGAAGUCUGGGAGGAAUGAGAAACACGUUAAGGUGACUGGAGAAAGGUCUCCUGGAGAUAAAGGCACUUUGGACAGUUACUUGAAAGCAUCCCCGGAUGACAAGAACACUACCAACAGUGUGUUGCAGGCAAGGCAAGAGGCGUUUACAAAAAAACUGGAUCUGGAGCGCCUGCCUAAGCCUGUGAGCGCUGGAACUUCUAAAGGAGUUGAAGGAUGUUUGAAACAGGGCGGAUCUCAAGUCUUGGAUAAAGAAGGUGUUGCUACGGCUGAAAAUCAUGCAACAGAUGGUUUGCUUUGUGCCAACCAGAAAGAUAGUUCAGAUCUAAGAGACUUUGCCACUGGUUUCUUGUCCUUGUAUUGUAGCGAAGUGCGGUCUGUUGUUUGCCCACCUCCACAUCAGAAUGCAAACGAACGGAAGCGUCGAAGCAGUUCAUCACUACUUGAUCAAGAUAUGCAAAUUUCUCACAAGAUGCGUUUUGAUUCCGAAGAUAAACCAUCACUGGAUGAACCUGCAUAUACUCUCGGUAGUAAGCCUGAAUCAUUCAGUGAUAAAAGAGAUAAAUAUGUUUCAGACCCUAUGCAGAAGAUUCCAAGCAAUCAAUCUGCUGAAAUCUCAAUGGGCUUGAGGAAGUGUACUAAGGCACUGGAAGCAUCGACUCAUCAAACUGAAUGUCAUACGCCUGCAUCAGCCGUCAAAUCAUGUUCUGUUGGAACCCCUAAGUCUGGUAACUCAAUGUUCUCACCUGGAGAUUCUUUCUGGAAUGAAGCAAUUCUAGUUGCUGAUGGUCUGUCAAUGCCAAUUGAGAACUCUGGUUCCGUAGAAGUUAAAGAUGGAGGUCAGGAUGGAACUGUUCUUUCAUUCAGCCAAAAAGCAGAUAAUUGCAGUGACAACUUAAAGAAAAGGUUAGGUUUAGAUGAAAGCAGAGUCAAGGAUAGAGAUUCCAUAGGUUAUUCAAAGGUCGGGGAGAAGCAUGGGAGAGAUUUUGGUAAAGAAGUAUCUCCGCUUCCUGUCAAGAAUCUGGAACUUUUGUUUCAAGAUAAAAAAACAAAUGGAGGUACCCGAGAGCAAUGUGCUUCAUUGGAUCAAAAUAACAUUACUCGAGGAAGCAGUACGAUCUCUGAAUCUGUUCUCGUUGAUAAUAAAGGACUUGAAUCUCUUGAUAUUGCCAAUAAUGCUCAGGCAAAUAAAAGUUUGAUAGGCAGGAAGUAUCCAGAACCUGAAGGAAAGAAAGUUUUAGUGUGCGAGGAUAGUGUACGAUCUGUUUCUAUGAUAAACAACAUGAGGAAACGAGCUGAUUCUAGUGAAUCAGAAGAAAGCUAUACUCCUUCAAGCUCUCAUCAUAAGAAAGAAGGUUUAAGUCUUAGCACCUGGCUUCCCUCGGAAGUUUGCAGCGUAUACAAUAAGAAGGGAAUAUCUAAACUCUAUCCAUGGCAGGUCGAGUGCCUUCAAGUAGAUGGUGUUUUGGAGAAAAGGAAUCUGGUAUAUUGUGCUUCUACAAGUGCUGGUAAAAGUUUUGUUGCAGAAGUCUUGAUGCUGCGCCGGGUCAUAACAACUGGAAAAAUGGCAUUGCUUGUUCUACCUUAUGUGUCCAUUUGCGCUGAGAAGGCGGAACACCUUGAGGCCCUACUUGAACCACUUGGUAAGCAAGUCCGCAGUUACUUUGGAAAUCAGGGUGGUGGAACACUUCCUAAAGGCACUGCUGUGGCUGUCUGCACGAUUGAGAAGGCAAACUCUUUGAUAAAUCGCUUGCUUGAAGAGGGUCGUUUGUCUGAACUUGGGAUAAUUGUUAUAGAUGAGCUACACAUGGUGGGUGACCAACAUAGGGGUUAUCUGUUGGAACUUAUGCUGACCAAACUUCGUUAUGCUGCCGGUGAAGGCAGUUCAGAGUCUAGUAGUAGUGAGAGUUCAGGGAAUAGCAGUGGCAAGAAUGAUCCUGCUCAUGGCCUACAAAUUGUGGGUAUGAGUGCUACAAUGCCGAAUGUCGGAGCAGUUGCUGACUGGCUUCAAGCAGCACUGUAUCAGACAGAGUUUCGACCAGUUCCGCUAGAGGAGUAUAUCAAAGUUGGUAACACCAUUUAUAAUAAGAAGAUGGAAGUUGUGAGGACUAUACCAAAAGCUGCUAAUAUGGGAGGAAAAGACCCAGACCAUAUCAUUGAGCUUUGUAACGAGGUUGUUCAAGAGGGCAACUCAGUGCUGAUAUUUUGCUCGAGUCGAAAAGGAUGUGAAUCAACUGCUAGGCAUAUUUCAAAGCUUAUUAAAAAAGUGGCCAUAGACGUUGAUGGUGAACAAAGUGAGUUUAUGGAUAUUAAUUCUGCUAUAGAUGCCCUGCGAAGGUCUCCAUCUGGAGUAGAUCCUGUACUAGAAGAAACUCUUCCCUCUGGGGUUGCCUACCACCAUGCUGGUCUUACAGUAGAAGAACGAGAGAUAGUUGAGACCUGUUACCGUAAAGGUCUUGUACGUGUCUUAACAGCUACAUCCACACUGGCGGCAGGGGUUAACCUGCCUGCAAGGAGAGUCAUUUUUCGGCAACCAAUGAUUGGCCGUGAUUUUCUUGAUGGAACAAGGUACAAGCAAAUGGCUGGUCGAGCUGGGCGGACUGGCAUUGAUACAAAAGGAGAAAGUGUGUUGAUAUGUAAACCAGGAGAACUCAAGCGAAUAAUGGCACUUCUAAAUGAGAGCUGCCCACCUUUGGAGUCUUGUUUAUCUGAGGACAAGAAUGGAAUGACUCAUGCAAUAUUAGAAGUCGUGGCAGGUGGAAUUGUUCAGACUCCCAAAGAUAUAAAUCGCUAUGUUAGGUGUACUCUUCUGAAUUCUACAAAGCCCUUUCAAGAUGUUGUCAAAUCAGCUCAGGAUUCCCUUCGCUGGCUGUGCCACAGAAAAUUUCUUGAGUGGAAUGAAGAGACAAAGUUAUACAGUACAACACCCCUUGGACGUGGAUCUUUUGGCAGUUCACUCUGCCCAGAGGAGUCACUUAUUGUGCUGGAUGAUCUUCUAAGAGCACGUGACGGACUAGUUAUGGCUUCUGAUUUGCAUUUGGUCUACUUAAUCACACCGAUUAAUGUUGGUGUUGAACCAAACUGGGAGUUGUAUUAUGAACGGUUUAUGGAACUGUCUCCUUUAGAACAGUCUGUUGGCAAUAGAGUUGGAGUGGUCGAACCUUUUCUGAUGCGCAUGGCACAUGGUGCAACAGUGCGCACUCUAAAGAAACCACAAGAUGUAAAAAAAAAUUUGCGUGGAGAAUGUAACAAUCGGCAUGGUUCAACGAGCAGUAAGAUUCUUUCAGAUGAAGAGAUGCUCCGAGUGUGCAAACGAUUUUUUGUUGCUCUCAUCUUGUCAAAACUAGUUCAGGAAGCUUCUGUGUCUGAGGUUUGUGAAGCCUAUAAAGUGGCUAGAGGUAUGGUUCAAGCGCUACAGGAGAACGCUGGAAGGUUUUCGUCCAUGGUUUCGGUGUUCUGUGAAAGGCUUGGAUGGCAUGAUCUGGAAGGCUUAGUUGCCAAACUCCAGAACCGUGUUUCAUUUGGUGUCCGAGCUGAAAUUGUUGAACUUACUAGCAUUCCAUAUAUAAAGGGUUCAAGAGCUAGAGCAUUGUACAAAGCUGGCUUGCGUACAUGUCAGGCUAUAGCUGAAGCAUCCAUCCCUGAAAUUGUCAAAGCUCUCUUUGAAUCUUCAGCGUGGGCUGCAGAAGGUGCAGGACAGAGAAGGAUACACUUGGGAUUAGCCAAGAAAAUCAAGAAUGGGGCGCGAAAAAUUGUUCUUGAGAAAGCAGAAGAGGCGAGGGCUGCUGCGUUCUCUGCUUUUAAGUCGCUUGGUUUGGAUGUUCCUGACCUUUCAAACCCCUUGCCGUUGGCUCCAGCCAGGAGUCCCAAUAGACAAGUAACUAUUGAGAGAGAUAUCUCUAGAGACACUGUUGGUCCCAAUGAACUACAACAUAUUCCAGGGCAGUCAAGCAUGGAGGGGCACAUGGAACGUGAAAACUUUGACUCGGAUAAUCACAGAGAAAAGCCAAUGGACGUAGCAGGUACUGCCUUAGGGGUUUCAUCAGAAGUUAACUUGGUCGAUCCUCUUCCUCAGAUCCAACCUAUAGGAACUACAGUUGGCACAGAUAGUCCUAAUGCUGUUAGUACUUUUUCUAGUGAUGACAGAAAUGAGGAUAAUGUUGAGCAGCAAUUGAUGAGAAAUGCCCAUAUUCCUCUUAGCAAUAAGGAUAAUGCAGGUGAGAAGGGUCCAAUAACUGCAGGAAAUAUUUGUGGAGGAAUUGACUCUUUCUUGAAGCUCUGGGAAUCCGCUGAGGAAUUUUUCUUUGAUAUCCACUAUAAUAAACUACAAAAUCUGAACUCCCGCAUCUCUUAUGAGAUACAUGGAAUUGCAAUCUGCUGGAGUGGCUCUCCUGUGUACUAUGUGAAUCUUAACAAGGAUCUUCCCAAUCUGGAAUGUGAAGAAAAAGAAAAGCUUGAAAAGGAGGUUUUGGGUACCCACAGCAUGUUUGAUGUUAUUAAAUCUAGGUGGAACAGAAUCAGUAAAAUAAUGAGGGAUGAAAGUACGAGAAAGUUCACGUGGAAUUUGAAAAACCAGAUUCAAGUUCUCAAGAGUCCUGCCAUUUCAAUCCAAAGAUGCGCUCGCCUGAAUCUUGCAGAAGUGGCCAGGGACCAUGAGUUGGUGGAUGGAUCUUGGUUGGUGAUGCUUCCGGUUCGCAUAAGCAACACCAUUGACAUGAGCAUCGUGUCAUGGAUUCUUUGGCCAGAUGAGGAAAGACACUCAAAUCCAAACAUUGAUAAGGAGGUAAAGAAAAGACUGUCCCCAGAGGCAGCUGAAGCUGCAAAUCGCAGUGGCAGGUGGAGGAACCAGAUCCGAAGGGUUGCCCACAACGGUUGCUGCAGACGAGUUGCUCAAACGCGAGCCCUUUGCUCAGCUCUUUGGAAGAUCCUUGUUUCCGAAGAACUUCUUGAAGCACUGACAACCACUGAAAUGCCUCUGGUCAAUGUCCUUGCAGACAUGGAGCUAUGGGGUAUAGGCGUUGAUAUAGAGGGAUGUCUUAGGGCGCGGAAUGUAUUGCGGGAUAAACUGCGGUCCCUUGAGAAGAAAGCAUUUGAGUUAGCUGGCAUGACAUUUUCAUUGCACAGCCCAGCUGAUAUUUCAAAUGUGCUGUUUCGACAGCUGAAGUUGCCCAUACCGGAAAACCACAAUAAAGGGAAACUUCAUCCGAGUACUGAUAAGCAUUGCUUGGAUCUAUUAAGGAAUGAGCAUCCUGUUGUCCCAAUUAUCAAAGAGCACCGAACUUUGGCAAAGCUCUUAAAUUCUACACUUGGAUCAAUUUGUUCGCUUGCUAAACUACGCUUAAGCACGCAAAGGUACACUUUGCAUGGCCACUGGCUUCAAACGUCGACAGCAACUGGUCGGCUUUCCAUAGAAGAGCCUAAUCUCCAAACUGUUGAGCACGAAGUAGAGUUUGCAUUGGAUAAAAGUGGAAAGGAAGUAAAUUCAGAUGCUGACCGCUGCAAAAUCAAUGCACGUGAUUUCUUUGUUCCUACUCAGGAGAAUUGGUUACUCUUGACGGCAGAUUAUUCACAGAUAGAGUUGCGACUUAUGGCACAUUUUUCUAGAGAUUCCUCGUUGAUUGCACAGCUCAGUCAGCCAGAAGGUGAUGUCUUUACAAUGAUAGCUGCAAAAUGGACUGGAAAGACCGAGGAUUCUGUUGGUCCACAUGAUAGAGAUCAGACCAAAAGAUUGAUCUACGGAAUUCUUUACGGAAUGGGUGCCAACACGCUUGCUGAACAGCUUGAGUGCAGCUCAGAUGAAGCCAAGGAGAAAAUUAGAAGCUUUAAAAGUUCUUUCCCUGCAGUCACGUCUUGGCUUAACGAAACAGUUUCCUUUUGCCAGGAAAAAGGAUACAUUCAGACACUCAAGGGAAGAAGGCGGUUCUUGUUGAAGAUUAAAUAUGGGAACGCCAAAGAGAAAUCUAAGGCUCAAAGGCAAGCUGUUAAUUCCGUGUGCCAGGGAUCUGCUGCUGAUAUAAUCAAAAUUGCAAUGAUAAACAUAUAUUCUGCAAUUUCUGAGGAUGUUAAUACUGCAGCAUCUAGUUCUUCAACUGAAACUAGGUUUCACAUGUUGAAGGGACGAUGCCGAAUUCUUCUACAGGUACAUGAUGAACUCGUGCUGGAAGUUGAUCCUUCUUACGCAAAAGAAGCUGCAAUGUUGCUGCAAUCCAGCAUGGAAAAUGCGGUUUCACUUCUCGUCCCUCUACAUGUGAAACUGAAGAUUGGGAAAACAUGGGGUUCUUUAGAGCCGCUUCAGGCUGGUUAAAGACAUCAGCAAAAUCUCAGCGUCUUCAGAUCUCAAUUUAAGAGUCUCGGAGUUUGGAGCAACUCGCUCAUAUGUGUAUUUGAUGGUUCAAAAUGCUCCCCACAUCCAUGGCUUGAUCCAGUGAGAUCCGCUGUUUCAUCUUUCGUGAAGUGAUAAGUGAUGAAGAUAAAUGAUAUCAGUGGCUUCUUUGUGACAUUUUAUCGCUUGAAUAUGGAGGUGGAGAGGAACGGACCAUUCCAAAGGGAUUUGCCUCCUGAUGUGUUCUAUGGCCUCUUCGUGUUUUAGCUUCAAAGAGAGUUACACCACCAUUAAAGAGUUGUCACAGUUUUGCUUAGACAGUGGCUUUUUGACAUGACCAAAUCAUAUAUAGAAAGAUUAGGAAAGUUCUCUCUUUUCCACCGUAAAUACAUAAUGUCAACGUUUUUCUCAAUAUGAUGUGCUCAUUGG